CGCUCCGCGCUGCACCGCACCGCACCGCACCGCUCCGCGCCCAGCACCGCCCCGCCGAACAGCGGCUGCCAUGAGCCCCGCCGGCAGCGGCCCCGCGCUGGCCGCCGCGCUCCUCUGCUUGGCGCGCCUGGCUCUGUGCGCGCCCUGCCCCGCCGCCUGCCAGUGCCCGCGGGAGGCGCCGCGCUGCGCCCCCGGCGUGGGGCUGGCGCUCGACGGCUGCGGCUGCUGCAAGGUCUGCGCCCGGCAGCUCAACGAGGACUGCAGCCGCGAGCAGCCCUGCGACCACACCAAGGGGCUGGAGUGCAACUUCGGCGCCAGCUCCACCGCGCUCAAGGGCAUCUGCAGAGCGCAGUCCGAGGGGAGACCAUGUGAAUAUAACUCCAAAAUCUACCAGAACGGCGAAAGCUUCCAGCCGAACUGUAAACACCAGUGUACGUGCAUAGAUGGAGCUGUGGGCUGCAUCCCGCUCUGCCCGCAGGAGCUCUCCCUUCCCAACCUGGGCUGCCCCAGCCCCAGGCUCGUCAAAGUGCCGGGGCAGUGCUGCGAGGAGUGGGUCUGUGAUGAAAGCAAGGAUGCGCUGGAUGAGCUGGAAGGCUUCUUCAGCAAAGAGUUUGGUCUGGAUGUGUCUGAAGGCGAAUUAACCAGGAACAAUGAGUUAAUUGCCAUUGUGAAAGGAGGCCUGAAAAUGCUACCUGUUUUUGGAUCUGAGCCACAAAGCCGAGCUUUUGAGAAUCCCAAAUGCAUUGUGCAAACAACUUCCUGGUCCCAGUGCUCCAAGACCUGUGGAACUGGCAUCUCUACAAGGGUUACCAAUGAUAAUCCUGACUGCAAACUCAUCAAAGAGACCAGGAUAUGCGAAGUGAGGCCAUGUGGCCAGCCUAGCUAUGCUUCCCUAAAGAAGGGGAAAAAAUGUACCAAGACGAGGAAGUCCCAGGCCCCAGUGAAGUUUACCUAUGCUGGAUGCUCCAGUGUGAAGAAGUAUCGCCCCAAGUACUGUGGCUCAUGCGUGGAUGGCAGAUGCUGUACUCCCCAGCAGACCAGGACUGUUAAGAUCAGGUUUCGUUGUGAUGAUGGAGAAACCUUCACUAAGAGUGUAAUGAUGAUCCAGUCUUGCAGAUGCAACUACAACUGUCCACAUGCAAAUGAAGCUUAUCCUUACUACAGACUUGUCAAUGACAUUCACAAAUUUAGGGACUAAGUCAUGUUGGGGGGUGGGAUGCAAAACAGAAUUUUGAAGUAACCAGCCAUGGAGAAAGGACUUCUGUGAUGGAAAUGGUGCCUUGCCCACUUGAGGGCAACAUUGAAAUGUUACAAGAGUGCACUGUGCAACUGGACACUAAUGCAACAGAGAUUUAAGCAUACUUAAGGCUUCAUAAUACUGGAGCGGCUUUAUUGCUUCUUUUUGGAGCACCUUAUCUUCUAUAUACUGUUUUCUGUUUGUAAGUGAUACACAUUCUGGUUAUGAAUUUUUUUUUUUUCCUAUACUGUUCAACUUAACAUUAUGCUUUCCCCUUUCCUCCAUCUUUUCCCACCCUUUCUCAACCAAGUUGGAAGUUACAUUCCUUCCUGAGGUGGGCACUUGUAGGGUGUUCACGGUGGCAGCUAUUAUGUACCAACUAUAGUUUAAUGGCAAACAGAAAUCAGUUGUUUUAAAGCUGAGUAUUUUAUUUAUCAAAAUGUAGCUUUUUUUUUUUUUUUUGAGUUUUUUUUUGAGUUUUUUUCCCUAUUCCUCUUCUCCCCUGUAAUACUGGAAUAAGUUGUAAAUGAUUUUAAUUUUAUAUUCAAUGAAUUAAAUUUUAUUUAUGGAAUUAAUCAUUUAAUAAAGAAAUAUUUACCUAA
Rhea pennata is the source of this 1839-nucleotide messenger RNA. RefSeq names its product cellular communication network factor 1 (gene CCN1). Lineage: Eukaryota; Metazoa; Chordata; Aves; Rheiformes; Rheidae. The transcript is spliced from 5 exons. Gene Ontology annotation, biological process: cell adhesion; signal transduction. Gene Ontology annotation, cellular component: extracellular region; extracellular matrix. Gene Ontology annotation, molecular function: heparin binding; integrin binding. The record is from RefSeq and is a predicted model, not a curated record. Bases 71 to 1198 code for a protein of 375 amino acids.